This is a messenger RNA of Ascoidea rubescens DSM 1968, 1053 nucleotides long. It is a transcript of the gene ISY1, whose product is annotated as Isy1p. The coding region runs from base 27 to 995 and encodes 322 amino acids. NCBI's taxonomy places the organism in Eukaryota, Fungi, Ascomycota, Saccharomycetes, Ascoideales, Ascoideaceae. The record is from RefSeq and is a predicted model, not a curated record. The transcript has a single exon. Gene Ontology annotation, biological process: generation of catalytic spliceosome for second transesterification step; mRNA 3'-splice site recognition. Gene Ontology annotation, cellular component: post-spliceosomal complex; post-mRNA release spliceosomal complex; catalytic step 2 spliceosome.
GGAUUAUCCCAACAGCUCUGUGGAAAAUGUCCAGAAACAGUGAAAAGGCUCAGUCUUUAUUGUUCAAAUACCAGGAGUUCAAGGCAUUGGAGAAGGGAUACAUCAACAUCAAUCGAUUGAAGAGACCCAGAAAUGUCAAGUCUGUGAAAGAUCUAAAAUUGUCUGAAAAAUGGAGAAACCAAGUGCUAGGUGAAAUAUCCAGAAAAAUCACUUUGAUCCAGGAUGAAAUGCUAAGUGACUACCAGAUUCGAGACUUGAAUGACGAGAUAAACAAGUUAAUGAGAGAAAAACUUGCUUGGGAGUAUCAUAUAAAAGAAAUAGGUGGUCCAGACUACAUUCGAUUCUCCAAAAAACAGAACCAGAAUUACAGCAAUGAGUUUGUGAUAAGAGGCUACAGAUACUUUGGAAGAGCAAAGCAUUUGCCUGACGUCCAGGAAUUGAUCAAACAACAGGCCACAGAGAAACAGAGUAAUUUGAAGAUUUUUGAGAACGAAAAAUCAAACAAAAAAUUGAUAUAUGAACGACUAAAUAGAAUCGACGCUGAGUACUAUGGGUUAUAUGAACAUGAUGUAAAUAGCGAGAUUGCAUAUUCAAUAAAUAAAAACCAGAAAAACAUUUACGAUCAAAUACUGGAUAUUCUAGGCAGCGAAUAUAUUGCCAAUGAUAACAAGUACAAAAUAAUGCAAGAGAACAAUUUGAAAAUAUCAGAUUCUUUAGAAAAUCUUGAUUUGAAUGACCAUACCAAUCCCGAUGGCAAGAACUUUUAUAAUGAUGAAUUGCUCAAUGCUGAAGAUGACUUGUCUAAAAAGUUGUUCCUAAAACUUAAAAAUAACUACAAUUCCAACGAUAAAUUGAUAAAUAAUUCCGAUGAUCUUUCAAUAAUAGACAUUGACAAUGAUGAGGACCCUCAUCAAGUGCCCACUCUUCAAGAAAUUGAAAAUUUUAUAUUGAAUAGAAAAAAAAAAUUAAUGAAAAUUGAAGUUAAUUCACGAUAAUACAUAUACUGCAUUAAUUACAAAAAAAAAUACUUUUAUUAAACCAUUGAAACCCAAA